GUGAUUUGUGUCGCGGAUCCGGAUAAUGCGGGAACUCUCCCUGCAUUUCGUGUUCGUGUAGAUACAUAACUUUUAUCCAAUUUUAAUACAUAAAUCGAAGUCUUGAUAACAAACCAAGAUGUCCAAACGGAAGAAGAGUCGUGCUGUAAUUGAUUCCGAUAGCUCCAGUGAGGGUAGUGGCUCCGAUUUAGAGGAGGAACUACUUUCGCUGGCCAAACGGAAACGCACAGAACCAGAGUCAAGUCCAAAGGAGGCAACAACGCAGUCCUCACAGAAGAGUGACACAGAAUCAGAAACAUCAGAAAGUGACGAUGAGUGGACUGUUGGAGGUAACAAGAAGAAGAGAAGGGUCAAAAAGAAGGUCACUCAACGGCGAACCUCCAAAGCUCAAUCAGAGGACUCGGCACUCAAUAGUGACUCUGAGAAGUCGUCUCUGGAAGAAGGCGAGGUGUCUGACUCAGACAGCAGUGAUUCUCUCUCACCAUCGGGUGAUUCCGACUUGUCGGAUGAUGAGCCACAGUUCAAGGAUGGCUAUGACGAGAAUCUGAUGGGGGAUGAGGAAGACAAGGCCCGGCUGGCUCAGAUGACCGAGAUGGAGAGAGAACAGGAGAUCUUCAACCGACUGGAGAAACGGGAGGUUGCCAAAACAAGGUUUGAGAUUGAGCGGAAGCUGCGGCAGGCCAAGAGGGAGCGCAAGCGACAGAAGCGCGACCGGCUGGCCAAGGAACAAGGCAACAGCGGCGGCAUCCUGAGCGGCAGCCGACUGGCCUCCCGCAGCGACAUCAGCAAGGAGAGACGCCGUACCAUUGAAGACAAGAAGGACCGCAAGGCGCAGGCCAUCCUCAACCUCAAGGCAGAGAGGGAAAAAAAAGAGAAAAAGAAGACAGACACCCUUCUGACAAGAAGAGAACCACUGAAGGCAAGUGAUGUUUACUCUGACGAUGAUGACGAAGAUGAGGAAGAGGAAAAGAAGAAGGAUUCUUCAGAUUCCUCAAGUAGUUCAUCCUACGGAGGCUCAGAUGAAGAGCGUAGCGAUGAGGAUGAAACGCCAAGGGUUACGUUCAUUUCCACCAAAGAGGAGCUCUCCAAAAUCAGGUUGUCAAGGCAUAAAAUGGAAAGAUGGGUACACAUGCCGUUCUUUGCUGACACGGUCAUUGGAUGCUAUGUACGCAUUGGGAUAGGUUCCAAUGGAGGUCGACCGAUAUAUAGAGUCGCAGAAAUCACAGAAUGUGUGGAGACGGCCAAAAUCUACCAGUUGGGAAGCAACCGCACAAACAAGGGACUCAGACUUAGGUAUGCCACUCAAGAAAGGGUGUUUCGUCUGGAGUUUGUCUCCAAUCAAGAUUUCACGGACUCUGAGUUCAACAAAUGGAAGGAGGAUAUGAUGGUGGGUGGUUUCCAGUUACCGACAACCAGGGAAGUCGAUACUAAGUACAGCCAGAUCAAGAAAGCACUAUCGUACAGCUACAAGGAGGACGACAUAGAGAAGAUUGUAUCCGAGAAGGAACGUUUCCGAAGAAAUCCCCGGAACUACGCCAUGAAGAAAACCACACUCAUAAAGACAAGGGAUAUGGCUGCAGAAGAAGGCAGGGAGGAAGACUACAAGAAAUAUGCUCAGGAACUAGAGGAACUGGAGGAGAGAGCCGAGGAACUUGAUCGUGUCCGCAACAAGAACGUCACGGCUAUCACGUAUAUCAAUCAGAGGAACCGUACACGGAACAUUGCCGAGGCUGAGAGAGCGAUGAAGGAGGAAAUCAAAGAAUCACAGAAUGCUAAGGCUGACCCCUUCACCAGGAGGCAGUGCCGACCAAUGCUGGUUACCAAGGCUGCCAGGGAUGAAGCCAUUAUGAAUUCAGCUUUACUGAAGAAGUUGGAAGAAGAACGUAUCAAGAAACAGAAACAAGAUGAAGCCAUGAAGGACGAUAUUUUGAAUGCGCUGUCUCAAGAGGGGCUUCCGGCCAAGAUCACAGAUAGGAAAGUAUCGGAAGACCUCUUCCAAGCUCAUGAUUUUGACAUCAAGAUUGACUUAGAUGUGUCCACUUCAGAUUCCCGUCCCAUGGCCCUGAAUUCAAGCAUGGAAACGGGGGCCAAGGAGGGCGCCCCCAGGCGGUCACUCAACCUGAAUGAGUACAAGAAGAUGCGCGGCCUCAUCUGAAGCACGACGACCCAGCUGUUCAAGAUCACCCAGCUACAACAGCCAUGAUAGAACACAACUGGCAACGAUAGAUGACCCCCAUUUAGUACUGGGCAACUUGAAAUAUCCAUGGAAUACAGUUUGUCUUCUGUGACAGAUGUUACAGUUGGAACAAGAGUUUACGGAGGAGAAUUUUCAGGAAGCAAGCUGCAAAAUACCUUCCUACAAUGCUACAAAAAGUUGAUCCUUAUGAUAGGAAAAAACAUGACAAAUUUUAUGGGAAAGCUUGCAUUUCUUUGAGUGAGAUUUUGCAGAACAUUUUCUGUACAUUCAUGUUUGGGUCAGGUAAAGAUCAUCUUACUUUGAUAAGAUAUUCAGAAUACAAGGAAACGUACUGCAGAAAACGUUUCAAAGUGUUGUACAUAUUUGAAAAGUGUUGUAGAUUUUAUACUCCACUAAGUUGUGCUCCAGUCCUGACCAUUGAAAGAGCCGUGGCAGAUAGUAGUGUUGUCAUUUUGAACCUGUGCCCAAGUCCUGACUAUGGAAAGAGCCGUGGCAGAUAGUAGUGUUGUCAUUUUGAACCUGUGCCCCAGUCCCGACUAUGGAAAGAGCCGUGGCAGAUAGUAGUGUUGUCAUUUUGAACCUGUGCCCAAGUCCUGACUAUGGAAAGAGCCGUGGCAGAUAGUAGUGUUGUCAUUUUGAACCUGUGCCCAAGUCCUGACUAUGGAAAGAGCCGUGGCAGAUAGUAGUGUUGUCAUUUUGAACCUGUGCCCCAGUCCCGACUAUGGAAAGAGCCGUGGCAGAUAGUAGUGUUGCCGUUUUGAAGCCUUGUCCCAGUCCUGACCAUGGAAAGAGCUGUGGCAGAUUGUAGUGUUGCCGUUUUGAACCUGUGCCCCAGUCCUGACCAUGGAAAGAGCCGUGGCAGAUUCUAGUGUUGCCAUUUUGAAGCCGUGUCCCAGUCCUGACUAUGGAAAGAGCUGUGGCAGAUUCUUGUGUUGCCGUUUUGAAGCUGUGUCCAAAUUAAGUAGUUUGAGUAUGACCAGAUCCUGAUGAAAAUGAUCACCCCAAAAAGUGACUUGAUGGCAACAAAUGAAUAAAAUCUGUACGAGGAAUCUAAAUACCGACAAAGAGAAUGGACUCGACGGUAAGUUUCCGAACCUUUUUUUACAGUCCGUGGAAAACAGGGUCUGUGACUAGUUGUUGGCAACUUUUUUUUACAACAAUGAGACUACCUAGCAAUCCUGGCCACCUUUGUUUGGUCACUUUUAUUGUUCAUAAAUACUUUCCUUAGCAUUAGUUUUCAGCAAAGUACUUGUGUUGGUAAUAGCUGUGCAGUGCAUUGACCAGAGCACACGGUUUGUGGUGUGUGGCUGAUAUUUGGGAGAAAUGGAAGGUUCACAGAGGAGGGUUGUCAUUUCAAGCCUUAUUUUGGUGAGAUCCAGUCGGUUUCGGUAGUAGACAUUGUGCAUUCGAAAAGGUGAUGUGUUUUGGUAUUAUUCCUAGCACAUUGACAAAUUCUUAAGGUCUUCUUGUCUCAUUAGCUUGUGAAGAAUAACAGUCCUAAGCAAAGUAGUGAAACACUUUACCAGUUCCAUAAUUGAGUUUACAGUGUUUAUUUGAUGCGCAGCAUUAACAUUGGCACUUUAUUGGGGGUUUAUGGAAUUUACUUCACAAAAGGAUGGGAAACUAGGGUUCGUGUUGUCACUGCUCACACCGACCAAUUCACACUUUUGUACAUAAACGUAAUCUUUCCCUGUAAAUAAGUGGGUUUUGGAAACUGAGUGUGUUUUAAAGGGGAGUAGCAUUUCCUUUCUCGGAAGCAAAUUUAAUGGUAACAGGAGUUUUCUUAUUCCGUCAGUUUUACUUGAUAGCUCAAAUACACACGGGGCUCUUGAGCAAAACACGCGCAUGCCUACUCGAUAACCUGCCAAAACGUCAUUGAAGUAUAUUGCUUUGGACUGGGUCCAUGCUGAAGCACUUAAGUUACUUUAACUUUCGUUUUCUGCUCAGAAGCUGCAUUAAGUGAGAUCCAUGGGAUGUCAGAGGUAGUAAUUUGGCCGUGAUCCAAAUGGUUGAACUCACCAGUACAGUUGGAUUCAGUGAAUGUGCUGGCACUGUAGGUUUGAUAAUCCUGUGGCCUGACUUAAAGGGGUUGAAUGAACAGUUGAGCCGUUCAAAAGAGACUUCCCACAUGCACGUAAACAAGACAGGAAAUCAUUACACAUGGAAUCAUUGUAGCCUGACUUAUUUUAUAGGACUACAGACAAUAUCCGUCACAGAAGUCAUUUUUAAUUGAAUGUGAACUUUGUGGAAGUUUUUUUUUUCUGGUUUUCUUGGCCAGUGAAUCUUUUAAGACAUGGUUGCGUGAAGAGAACGAGCGUUGGAUGAAUAGGUACCGUGUCCCCCCUGCCCAGUCGGUUGCCAGUGCAGCCGGCUUGUAAUCAUCGACUUGUAAAUAUACAGAUUACGCAUGGAAUGGUUUUCUGAAUUUGGUUCCAAAUCUUACCUCAAUUCUGCUUGUAGUAUAUAGAUCCACUUAUCACUGGCAAAGCGCGCCAGUAGUUGGGAAUGAAAACGAUCAUUAAUGAUACAAAAUUAAUACCAUUGAAUUGUGUAAAUAUUUAAGAUUGGUUGCUUUUAAUUUUUCCCACUUUUCAUUUGUAAUUGUCCAUUAUUUUUUCCCAGUUUAGAAAGAAAUUUGUUGUGAUUUUUGUACCCCGAGGAAAUCAAUAAACCCAUAUUAAUGUCUUUGUAAA
This is a messenger RNA of Acanthaster planci (crown-of-thorns starfish), 4890 nucleotides long. RefSeq names its product RTF1 homolog, Paf1/RNA polymerase II complex component (gene rtf1). Gene Ontology annotation, molecular function: RNA polymerase II C-terminal domain phosphoserine binding; DNA binding. Gene Ontology annotation, cellular component: Cdc73/Paf1 complex. Lineage: Eukaryota; Metazoa; Echinodermata; Asteroidea; Valvatida; Acanthasteridae. The record is from RefSeq and is a predicted model, not a curated record.